Molecule: messenger RNA, 6993 nt
Organism: Trypanosoma theileri
Lineage: Eukaryota; Euglenozoa; Kinetoplastea; Trypanosomatida; Trypanosomatidae
Exons: 1
Coding region: 1-6993 (2330 amino acids)
Source: RefSeq, a predicted model, not a curated record
AUGAUGAUGAACCGUUGCAAUACCAAACCAUAUUGUGGAUUACUCCAUUUGAGGAAUUUCUCUCUAUUCUUAUUAUCGCUCUUUGCUGUCUUAACAUGCUUUAAUGUAUGUUUAAACACCGCCGCCGCUGCUGCUGCUGCUAAUGAAGGGAAGGCCGUAGUGGAUCCGUCUGAGCCGUUAAUAAAUGUUCCCUUCCGCAUUACCGCAUCUUUCUUAAAACAGGGACAAAACUUAUAUCUAUCACGUGAUUCCACAUGUGAUACCUCGCAAGUGACAGGAUCCAUAUGUACAUUACCCGCAUCUCGCACCUGUGAUUUUACCAUCAGUGAUGCUAGUGUGGGUAUUAAUGCGCAGUAUGAGUCUGAAGUGCCUUUAUUGUAUCUUUGCUCAAGUGCCUUUUCUUCUUCAGUGCCUAUUCAAACCGUACAAUUAAGUGUAAUUGAUGUGAUGCCUCGCUUUGUAAUGACGGGAUCUGCUUUUCGUGUUACUGUAAAUAAUGCCACACCAUUAGAAACUGUUAUUGGUUUCUUUUAUGAUGAUGAUUGCAAGAACAGUGUGAGUGGAAUGCCACCAGUGGUACUUGGAGCAGAUCGACAAUUAAGUUUAACUGUUUCUACCGGUGAUGUGAUUCGACUGUGUGCUCGAGUUCCAUUAACUGUUCCUGGUCCUAAUGGGGAUUCAUUAUCAUCGUAUUUACCUGCAGCCACACUGCUGGUUGUAAGACCGUUUACAGUAAAUAAAACACAAGUACUUCGCUAUACCAAAGAAGAGUUUCGUUUAUCGCCAUUCAGUCAAAUUCCUGUUGCAAGUUUUUCUCAAUCUUCUCAUUGUAUUCCACUGGGACAGGAUCCAGUAAGUGGAUAUAUGCUACAACAAGUGGUAUUACCUAUACAAGUCCCAAAAGGAAAUUAUUAUCUCUGUACAGGACUUGCAUACUAUAAGGAAAAACGAUUGUAUGUUCCCUCUGACAAUCAAGUGGUAGUAAAGGCAUAUGGAUUACAACCACAUACUAUGUAUACCAGUUUAUCUACAACGAUAACACUGACAUUAGAUGCGAAUACACCUUCUUCUGGAGUUAUGAGCACAGCAUUAUUUUCUUCUCCAGGUUGUGAAAAUGAUAAUGUUAUUCCAUGGAGUAGCACAACAAAAACAUGGACUGUAAGUUCAUCCGGUAUUUAUUACGCAUGUGUGAAGGGAGAUACAUCGUCCGCACCCGCCGCAAUGGCAGCAAAUAUUACAGUGAUGGAUCCACCCAUGGCAUCUCUCUCACGUACUCCCGCAAUUAGAGGUCUUCCUCUCACUGUUACAUUAAGUGGUCGUGUUCUCAGUAAUCCUGGAAUUAUAACGGUGGGAUUAUCAUUAACAUCAACGUGUUCAAAACUUGUGGCUAGUGGAGUAACAACAGCAACUGGUAAUGUUGCUACUUUCCGUGUUCCAGCAGAUGCUCUUGCAAAGAUGACACUUUGUAUUUCAACACCUCUUGCGAGUACAUCUAAUGGGAAUGAUAAUGAUGAUAUGGAUCAAGGAUAUACAUAUGCUCGCAGUACAAUUACAACACAAGAAUAUAAUAUCAGUUAUGGUCCAUUGUUUGCUGGAAUUCCAGGGACCAUAACACUUGAUCCAACCGUUCGUUUUGAUGCUGGUACAACUGGUAUAUUUGCUCUGGGAUCAUGCGAUAAUGCAACAAGUAAAUCCUUUUCAAUGGAUGGAGUAAGUUUAAAUAAUGUUGUGUUUGAAUCGGCUGGUCAAUAUUUAUUAUGUGUUAAUGUGGCUGCAUCAUCAUCAUCAUCAUCAUCUAAGGAAUCCUCAUAUACACCGAUUGGUAAUGUUUUUGUAUAUGGACCAUUAAAUCUCUCUCCAUAUUCUCUUGUUGUGGGUGUAUUGACAAAUGUACAAGUUUCUCUUAUUCCACCCACAGCACCUGUUCGCAUUAUGACUUCUGAUGAUUGCAAUGGUGUGCCUUUGGUUGAAGGAACAGCAAACAAUGCGGGGGAAGUAACACUAAAAGUAUCAUACGAUAAAGAGGUAAAUUUAACAGUUUGUGUGGGAUACCGUGGAAGUAAUGCUCAAGGAGGAUGGAAUGUGAGAUCUGUGGGUAAGUUACCUGUUACACAAGUAACAUUACUUCCUAAAGCUAUUAUCACUUCACAAGUAAAUCGAGUGAACUUUAUUGUACCCGAUAAGAUAUCACUUACGGGUCUUCAGGCAUUUGUGGUAUCUGCAGAAGGGGGAUCUUGUGCAAAUCCACCAUUAUCAUCACCAGAGUCAAAGAUGAGUGUAAUUAUUCCUACUGAUGGACGAGCGUAUAUACUCUUUACACCAUCUACUUCCACUACUACAUGGAUGGUAUGUUUAAGUACUACCAGUACUGUUUUUAAUUCUGUUGGUACGAUUACAGCUGUAUCUCCACUUGAUGUUAUUUCAGGUUCCUCAGAUAAUGCACUUGAUCUCCCUGCUCGAAUUAAAUUAGGUGGAUCAUCAUUAAAAGUACUUAAACCCACUCGUUUCUUUAUUACAGAUAUUCCAAAAUCAUGUGCACGUGCUGAAAGUAAAGCCCCUCCUUUAUACGCAGAAGGAGUGAUGGAUGCCUCUACUGGGGAAGUGAGUGCAUUUCUUAUGAAAAAUGAGGGUAAUUUUACACUUUGUGUGGGUUGGCAAGAUGGAGAAAAUCAGUUUUUUGUAUAUGGUGCCUCUAUUCAAGUAGAGAAGUUUAAAACACUUUCUCGUUAUGCUAUUCGUGAAUCCAAAAAUAAUCUCACAGCCUUUCCAUUACAGGAAGGUGCAACCUUAUUUCUGGUGGCUUGUUCUCCAGCGAGUGUCUGUAAUUCUCCCAUCACAGCAACUGUUUGUAAACAAGCAUCUAAACGGUAUUUUACAAGCCCACUGGUUCCAUUAACAGGAGCUGCCGUGGGACAAUAUGUAUUAUGCCAGGAAGAUGCAAAGGAUGGAAGUAUAGUAGCAGCAGAGAGUUUGAUUGAUGUGGUAAAUCCAUUUAUGGUAACCUUUGCAGAGAAUGAAGUACGUCAGUACAAACCAGUUUCCAUAACUGUAAGUGGUGGGGAUAUGAAUACAAGGAGUGAAUCUAUUAUCAUUUCUACUAUGCCACCUGGUGUGAAUUGUGGAGCAUCUCAUCCAGAUCGUGAAGAGUUUACUUUUACUCCUUCUAAACCUACUGGGAAUAUCACUAUUACAAAGAUAGAACCAUAUAUGGAAGGUGUACAAUUGUGUUUAGGUGUUUCUACAUAUGAUGUACUCUCUGUAGCGGUAUUUAAUCUUCUUUCAUACAUGACACCUGCUACAAUAAUUACAGAUAGAAAGGUGUCAGUACGUUCUGGUAUGUGGGAAACAGGUGUGGUUGUAAAAUUAACUGCUACGAAUGAUUGUACUGGUAAUGUGAUGAAUUCGUCUCCUGUGCUUAUUCAUAAUUAUGUUUCAGAAUUGUUUGUAGAGGGUUGUGCCAGUACAAAUACGGACCUUACAAAGGUAUAUUAUUGUGAAAGUAAAGAUGGGAUGAAUGCAUAUGAACUUCGAGGUAUGAUGCGUUUGAUUCGUUUAAAGAAUUGUACACCAGAUAAACCAUCAGUUAUUACACCUAUUACAGUUCCACCUUCACAAACUAUAAAUGAUUAUGGUAUUGAUACUACACAGCUUAUGAAUCCUGUUCUUUCACGUACAUCGGACUGUUUGCAAUUGGUAACAUUAAAUGAGAAUGCUGGUUAUACACCAAGUUAUGAUGAUACUACACGUUUCUUUGUUUGUGUUAAUGCUAAAGGGGAUCCUGCGUAUUUAUUUACAACCGAUACACCAACAUUAAGUGUUAUAAACCACUUGGCAUUACCAACAUCUAUUCCAAGUCGAUUAAGUGCAUCUGUUGGCGUUGCCAUGAUGACAGUACUCCAAUUAAACUACAAUACAGGAACAAGCAAUACAUAUUUAAGUGAUUCGGCAAAAUGUGAUUCCACCAUCGCGAAAACACCAGAUCUUGGUCGUGAACCACCACGUGCACAGUUAAUUUUAACAGGUGUUUCAGGUAUUAAGUAUGUAUGUGUUGUCAGACGUACAAGUACGAGUACGAGUGAAACCAAACCGGUUUCAAGACUUCUUGUUGUGAAUCCACCACAAGCAACUAAAUUGGAUCCGGCUCUUGUUCGUGGUGCACCUUUUCACGCAACUUUACAAGUUAUUACGAUGGAUGGUCAACCACCUACAUACUCUUUGGUUCCUGGAGCAGAUUCAGGAUAUGCAGUGGCACCAUUUUACACUUCCAGUUUUCGUGGUAUUUACUUAUCAGGGGAUGCAUGCAGAAGUGUAUUAAGUGGAACGGAAGUAAAUUAUGUACUUGGAUCUGGUCGUGUGGCAAUUCCAACAAAUUCUAUUGAUUCUAGUGUGACAUCUUUUUCACUUUGUGCUGGAACUCCAGCUGGAAACUUAACGGUUGAAACAGGAAUUUCACUCUCUACAAAUAUUAUUUUCCCUUCACAAUUUGUAUUGGGGGCAGAUUUGGAAGUUUAUAUUCCACUCUCACCAACGACUGUAUUUCAUUUAAGAAGAAAUAAUGAUUGUAGUGGACCAGAAAUUGUUCCUUCUUUUUCUACAAACGAAGAAGGUCGAGGAAAUUUAUCUUUUAAAUUACCUUCCGGUGCUGGUUUACCUCCAUCUGGUGAAUGGACAUUAUGUGAAGAACAAGCCCCUUCUCAAGUGGUUUCAGAUUUAACAAGGAUGCAUUAUAAAGUAGAGAAAGCAUUGGUGGAUUCUUUACGUCCACUUACCACGAUUCAAGCAUUUGAUCCCGUUUACUUUAAUGUUCGUGGUACUAAUAUCAUUGUUGGAGUUCCAAGUGUUGCCAUGUUACUAGACAGACUCACAGCGGAUAAUUUAUUACCUGGAUUUAGUACUGACAGGAGUUGUGUAAAUCGUGGAGAAACUUAUGGUUCUUGGCAUCUUUUGAAUGGUGCAACACCUACCGACUCUACACGUAUUUCUAUUGAUGCGAAGGAACCUGUAAACCCUAUAUACAUGUGUGCAACGACUCCAAUUAACAACACUGUUGUCUCUCUGCCAACUAAUGGUGGAUUUAACUUUCUUGUUUCUACUGUCUCUCUUCCAUCGAUUGUCCCCCGCUGUGAGCCGCUGCCGCUGGACUCCUGCGCCCUCCCGGGCUCCCCGCCGCCCACCGCCUCUCUCAUUGUUAUCAAGGGCGACUGCUGCAACGUGGCCGACCGCGGGAAUGUCGUUGGACGAGCCACGCAGACCGCCGACGGCCACUGCGCUCUUUCGAUGGACCCCCGCCGCCUCAACGCCUUCCCGCCGUCAACGAACUUCGCCGUUUGUGCGGUGGACACUGCCGAUAUGUCGUACUGCGCCACGUUGGGGCAAGUGCGGGCGGAUGAGAAGAAAUGUUCGGAUGAAGCCAGUUCCACACAAUCCCUCGCCACCGGUACUCGUAUUGCAAUUGGUAUUCUCUCCGCCGUUCUCGCACUGCUUAUUAUUGCUGCCAUUGUAUGGUUGGUGCUACGCUGCAGACGUACAAAGAAGGAUAAUGAAAAGCACGCCAUUGGACCAGCAGCUAUGAACCCGCUGAUGGUGGAAGGUCCACUGAUGCUUAACCUGCGAGGCACAAGCGAAGAUUACCGUACCAUUACUAUUUCACCAUCUACAGAUCGUGCCACCCACUCACUCUCACCUCCAGGGAUAGACAUGCGGUUGUGGGAGGAAGGAGAACAUGAUAUACGCGAUCAACUCGCACUGCAGGAAGCACGUGACCGAUAUCACAUGCGACUCGUAUUUACAGAGGGACUUGAAAGGUUACGAGUUGCCGAGAAGGAGCGUGACUUACUCUUUGAAUUGAGUGGCGAUGAUGAAGGAGAGGAUGAGAGGAAUGGAAACUGUUUCAGCUAUAACAACAAUAAGGAUGACUAUAAUAGCAACAGCGAUUAUAGCUCUCGGGUUGCCCCUAUUGCUGUGGGACGCGUAGCGUCAGCACCACCAGCAGAGGAACUAAAUCACACAUAUUUACCACAUCCACCGGUGGAAAUUCCUAUUAAUGGUACUAGCGGUGCUGCUGUUAGGGCAGUUGCUGGUGUGGUUGUUGAAGAAGGACCCUUAUCUCCCUCACCGGUACCACACAAUCCUCAUGAUGCCUCUUCACCUGGAUCGAGUUUUGGAACAAUAAGUUACACAACCACACAACGCUUUCAUGAUGAAUGUCGGUUUACACUUGAGAAUGAGGCUGUACGACGACAACGUAUUUUAAAUUGGGAGGAAGAAGAAUUACAUACCAUAAUUGAUAAUGAAUUCAAUGAUUAUGUACGUUUACAACAGAGUUUGGCCCCACCACCCCCACCUCCAGUCUCAGAGGUUGUUGUGUUGCCAUUCACUGCCGCUUUCACAGAAGUUGCGGUUGCGAAUGAUGACCAUCCAGAAGAACAAGAAGAAGAUGAUGAGGAUGAUAUUUACGAUGCCCCUGAUAUUCCAGCACCAUUGGUAAAGUAUAAUAAUCUUACUACUGAAAGUGGUACCACCGCUGUUGCUAUUAAUGAUGAUGUUACUGAAGAGGAGGUAUACAAUACCCCAUCGGGCUGCACUGGGGAGGGUGAGGAAAUGGCUUCGGGUGAUACCAUCUUCAGUGGAUCCAUUCCAUCACUGAGUAAACCGAAAGGAGGGAGAGCCGACUUCACAUCAGGGGAGGGAACGAAUGAAGAGGAACAAGAACAAGAAGAACUAAAACCGACAACACCACAUGGACACAAGCGACGACUAGGACAAGAAAAAACUCCAGAGGAAGGAGGAGGAGAAGAAGAGGAAGAAGAAGAACAACAACAACAACAAGAGAGUCAUGAGCAAAGAAAAACUAAACUAAAACGACAACGGAAAGAGAAAAGGGUUUACACAGAUCCCUUAUCGCCACCAUCCACACCACCUGACAUUGAUGACAGUACGCUGAGUACCGAAGCUACUAUGAAUAAAACAUCUGUACUCAAUGAAUCUUCAUAA